Messenger RNA from Gavia stellata (red-throated loon), 1299 nucleotides. RefSeq names its product POU class 3 homeobox 2 (gene POU3F2). NCBI's taxonomy places the organism in Eukaryota, Metazoa, Chordata, Aves, Gaviiformes, Gaviidae. Gene Ontology annotation, biological process: brain development; regulation of transcription by RNA polymerase II. Gene Ontology annotation, molecular function: DNA-binding transcription factor activity, RNA polymerase II-specific; RNA polymerase II cis-regulatory region sequence-specific DNA binding. The record is from RefSeq and is a predicted model, not a curated record. The transcript has a single exon. Gene Ontology annotation, cellular component: nucleus. The coding region runs from base 1 to 1299 and encodes 432 amino acids.
AUGGCGACCGCAGCCUCCAACCACUACAGCCUGCUCGCCUCCGGCUCCCCCAUGGUGCACGCCGAGCCGCCCGGCGGCAUGCAGCCCGGCGGCGGCUACCGCGACGCCGGCGCCCUGGUGCAGGCGGACUACGCGCUGCAGAGCAACGGGCACCCGCUGAGCCACGCUCACCAGUGGAUCGCGGCGCUGUCCCACGGCGGCCCCGGCGGCGGCGGGGGCGGCGGCGGCGGCGGCGGCGGCGAGGCGCCCUGGUCGGCGGGCGCGCUGGGCCAGCCCGACAUCAAGCCGGCGGUGGUGCAGGCGGGCGGGCGCGGCGACGAGCUGCCGCCGCCGCCGCCGCAGCACCCGCCGCCGGGGCGGGCGCCGCACCUGGUGCACCACGGCGGCGGCGGCGGGCACCACGCGGCGGCGGCGGCGGCGGCGGCGGCGGCGGCGGCGUGGCGGGCGGGCGGCGCGGCGCACCUGCCGCCCGGCAUGGCCGCGGCCAACGGCGCGCAGGCGGGGCUGCUCUACUCCCAGCCGCCCGGCUUCACCGUCAACGGCAUGCUGGGCGCCGCGCAGCCGGCGCUGCACCACCACGGCCUGCGCGACGCCCACGAGGAGCCGCCGCCGGGGCCGCCCGGGCCGCCGCACCACGGCGCCGAGCACCCGCCGCCGCCCCACGGCCCCCACCCCGGGGCGGCCGGGCCGGCGCCCGCCGCCGCCGCCGCGCCCCCCGGGCCGCCGCCGCACCACGACCCGCACUCGGACGAGGACACGCCGACCUCGGACGACCUGGAGCAGUUCGCCAAGCAGUUCAAGCAGCGGCGCAUCAAACUGGGAUUUACCCAAGCGGACGUGGGGCUGGCGCUGGGCACCCUCUACGGCAACGUCUUCUCGCAGACCACCAUCUGCCGCUUCGAGGCCCUGCAGCUCAGCUUCAAGAACAUGUGCAAGCUGAAGCCUUUGUUGAACAAGUGGUUGGAGGAGGCGGACUCCUCCUCGGGCAGCCCCACCAGCAUAGACAAGAUCGCGGCGCAGGGCCGCAAGCGGAAAAAGCGCACCUCCAUCGAGGUGAGCGUCAAGGGCGCGCUGGAGAGCCACUUCCUCAAGUGCCCCAAGCCCUCCGCCCAGGAGAUCACCUCGCUCGCGGACAGCCUACAGCUGGAGAAGGAGGUGGUGAGAGUGUGGUUUUGUAACAGGAGACAGAAAGAGAAGCGCAUGACUCCCCCGGGAGGGACGCUGCCGGGCGCCGAGGACGUGUACGGGGCCAGCAGGGACACGCCGCCGCACCACGGGGUGCAGACCCCCGUGCAGUGA